This is a messenger RNA of Prorocentrum cordatum, 960 nucleotides long. NCBI's taxonomy places the organism in Eukaryota, Dinophyceae, Prorocentrales, Prorocentraceae. The record is from the annotation of a GenBank genome assembly.
AUGCGAGAGGCGAAGCUGGAGCCCAGCGUCAUUCAGCUACAACGCUGGGAUCAGCGCGUGCGAGAAAGGCGAGCAGUGGCAGCGGGCUAUGUCGCUGCUCAGCGAAAUGUGGGCGGCGACACUGAAGCCAAGCGUCAUUUCUACAGCGCCGGGAUCAGCGCGUGCGAGAAAGGCGAGCAGUGGCAGCGGGCCAUUUCGCUGCUCAGCGAGAUGCUGGAGGCGGAGUUGGAGCCUAAUGUCAUCAGCUACAACGCAGGGAUCAGCGCGUGCGAGAAAGGCAAACAGUGGCAGCGGGCCUUGUCGCUGCUCAGCAAAAUGCAGGAGGUGGAGUUGGAACCCAGCGUCAUCAGCUACAGCGCUGGGAUCAGCGCAUGCGAGAAAGGCGAGCAGUGGCAGUCGGCCCUGUCGCUGCUCAGCGAGAUGCGGGAGGCGGAGUUGGAGCCCAACGUUAUCAGUUACAAUUCUGGAAUAAGCGCGUGCGAGAAAGGCGGGCAGUGGUACUCAGCCGUGUUGUUAAUCAGCGAGAUGUGGAAGACGAAUUUGGAGCCCAAUGCCAUCAGCUAUAACGCUGGGAUCAGCGCUUGCCAAACACGCGAUCACUGGCAGCGGGCGGUGUCGCUAUUCACCGAGAUGUGUGAGGCGAAGUUGGAACCCGACGUCGUCAGCUACAGCGCCGGGAUCAGCGCAUGCGAGAAAGGCGAACAAUGGCAGCGCGCGUUGCUGUUGCUCAGCGAUAUGAAAGAGGCGAAGUUGGAGCUCGACGUCACGAGCUGCAACGCUGGCAUCAGCGCAUGCGAAAAAGGUGAACAAUGGCAGCAUGCAUUUGCACUGCUCAGCGAGAUGUGCGAGGCGAAGUUGCAGCCCGACUCAGCUAUAAUGCUGGAAUCAGCGCGUGCGAGAAGGGCGGGCAGUGGCAGCGCGCUCUGGCACUGCUUUGUGAGAUGCGAGAGACGAAGUUAG